UGCACUUGGCGGGAGCCUAUAAAAGCCCCUGACGGCGAGCCGGGGCCAGCGUCCUGCCCGAGCCCGAGCCGCCCGCACCAUGUCCCAGCACUGGGGCUACGGCUGUGACAACGGACCCGCUCACUGGUGUAAGGAAUUCCCUAUUGCCAAUGGAGAACGUCAGUCUCCUAUUGAUAUUAACACCAGGUCUGCCAAGUACGACCCUUCUCUGAAGCCCUUAAGUAUCAGUUAUGAUCCCUCCACAGCUAGAAGCAUCGUCAACAAUGGUCACUCUUUCAAUGUGGAGUUCGAUGACUCUGCUGACAAAUCAGUGCUGAGAGGUGGAGCAGUGGACGGAACCUACAGACUGAUUCAGUUUCACAUCCACUGGGGAUCCUGUGAAGGCCAAGGGUCUGAGCACACUGUGGAUGGUGUGAAAUAUGAUGCAGAGCUUCACCUGGUUCACUGGAACACAAGAUAUGGUACAUCUAGUGAGGCUGUGAAACAUCCUGAUGGCUUGACUGUGCUGGGCAUUUUACUUAAGGUGGGAAAUGCCAAACCUGAAAUACAGAGGGUGGUUGAUGUGCUGGAUGCCAUUCGAACCAAGGGCAAACGAGCUGCCUUCACAGACUAUGAUCCCACAGGACUGCUUCCUGCAUCCCUGGAUUUCUGGACAUACCCAGGCUCACUGACCACUCCCCCUCUACUUGAAUGUGUUAUUUGGCAUGUUUUGAGAGAGCCUAUUUAUGUCAGCCCAGAACAGAUAUCCAAACUCCGUGGCCUUUGCUUCAGUUCUGAGAAUGAGCCCGUAUGCCACAUGGUCGACAACUGGCGCCCAUGCCAGCCUCUGAAGAGAAGAGGAGUGAGAGCCUCAUUCCAAUAAGCAAAGUGCUGAGCUUGACAGAAAUUGCUGCGUUUGUGAGGAGCCCUUCUGCUAAGCACAAAAAUCAAGCCUUUGCCAUCUGUGCAAUGGCAACGUCUCAUCUCCUAGCUCCUUUGUUUCUUCCACUCUGCAUCUAAAAUAUUAGCUGAUGAAAUGUGAAAGACCCUAGACCAAGGGAAAGGGUUUAUAAUACGUAGGGUGGGAGGAACAUCCUUGUGUGAAGUUCGAUAUUUACUGUGACUGACAUUUUGAUUACAGUAGUACUUUUGACAGCAAAAUAAGCCAUUUUAAAUAACCUCAUUCACAGGUGGUAGUACAUAAAAUUAAGUGUACUCAAUAACUUGAAGCUUUUCCAAAAGCACAGGAAUACAGAAUAACUUGAACAU
Gavialis gangeticus (Gharial) is the source of this 1248-nucleotide messenger RNA. RefSeq names its product carbonic anhydrase 2-like. The coding region runs from base 80 to 862 and encodes 260 amino acids. Gene Ontology annotation, cellular component: cytoplasm. Gene Ontology annotation, molecular function: carbonate dehydratase activity; zinc ion binding. The transcript is spliced from 7 exons. Lineage: Eukaryota; Metazoa; Chordata; Crocodylia; Gavialidae. The record is from RefSeq and is a predicted model, not a curated record.